AUGCCUCCUCACCGCAAGCGCAGGCGGGAGGGUGACACGUCACGUCAUCAAGGCGCUGACGACGUCGGGGGGCGCGAAGAAGAUGAUGAUAGUGAACGAGACGAGGAAGAACUAGGCGAGGACCUCUUCGGUGACAACUACGAGCGCGAUUAUCUUCACCCUGAUGAGGAGAGCGAAGUCCUUGAAGAUGAUGUAGAGGACGACGACUGGAUUGACGACAAUAGCGAUAUUUCUGUCAUAUCAGACUCCGGCCGGUUGGCUGUUGAUGCGUUGCUCGACAGAAGAAAUGAAAUGGAACAGCGGUUGCGUGAGGAGCGAAGACAAUUGGAGGAGGGUGUCUUCAGUGAUGUAGAUAAGGAUUCUAUUCCUAGCACUGGUAGCGACGGAAGUGGUUUUACAGCGGAGGGAAGCGUGGGAGGGAGAGGUGCCGGUGGCGAUGAGGAGGAUGAGGAUGUUACCACUACCGCUGGCAAUGACGAUGGUGUGUACGUUCGCGGGGAGCUGGGCCCCAUGGAUUUUGACUGGCGGCAACCUCAGUGUGACCUGGUGGAGUGGCUCUCUCAGGAACUUCCUCGACACGUUGUGAAGAACCGUAUCUACAACUUUUACCUAAACUAUGUGGAAAAUGGCGUCUGUGUCUAUGAACAGAAGGUGCAUCUGAUGGCUCGUGAGAAUGAGCAGAGCUUCCAGCUAAGCUACAGCCAUUUGAGUCGCGUCUACGAUUCUGUGUUGGCGCUGUGGCUUGUCGAUGUUCCCGACGUGAUGAUUGAACUGCUGGAGGAUGCAGCAAACUACUUUGCUUUUAAACUGUUUCCACAUUACAGAAAAGUCCAUAAACACAUUCUGGUCCGAAUAUGUGACCUACCGUUGUGUGACCCAAUUCGUGACUUUCGUCAGAUACACAUGAAUGUCCUUGUGCGCGUUGAGGGAGUGGUCAUCCGGCGUUCCCCCGUUUACCCCCAGAUGCAGGCGGUUAGGUACGACUGUGUGCGUUGCAGCUACAUUAUUGGUCCCAUAUACCAGCGGGGAGAUAAGGAGCAACGCGUCAGUUUGUGUCCUAGUUGCCACAGUAAGGGCCCCUUUCGUGUAAACAUGACCCUCACAGAGUAUCGCAACCAUCAGACGAUUGUACUGCAGGAAUCACCCGGGAAGGUACCUCCUGGUCGGCUUCCACGGAGCCUGGAGGUCAUUCUUACGAACGACUUGAUUGACCGCGCGAACCCUGGAGAGGAGGUGGACGUCACAGGAAUCUACCGCAACAAUUUCGACCCGCUUCUAAACAGUCGUCAGGGCUUUCCCGUAUUCACAACUUUGCUACACGCGAAUAACGUGGUGCGUCGCACCGCUGAGGUCGAUAGUUUUCGCUUGCCUGACGAUGAGCGGGUCCGAAUAAUGGACCUGGCUAAGCACCCGCGUGUCAAGCGGAAGUUGUUACGCUCAAUUGCUCCGAGCAUCCACGGGCGUGAAGACAUCAAACUUGGUCUUCUCUUGGGGAUGCUCGGUGGUGUGCCAAAAGACGUGGGUGGCGAUCAAUCACAUCGUAUUCGAGGGGACAUUAACGUGUUGCUUGUUGGUGAUCCCGGCUGUGCCAAAUCUCAGUUCCUCAAAUUUGUGGAGAAGACGGCAAAUCGCGCAGUCUUCACAACGGGUCGAGGCUCCACAGCCGUUGGGCUUACGGCUUCCGUGCAUAGGGAUGGUGUUACGGGGGAUUUUGUGUUGGAGGGUGGCGCGCUUGUUAUUGCAGACCGGGGCAGCUGCCUUAUUGACGAAUUUGACAAAAUGUCUGAUCAAGACCGUACUUCAAUUCAUGAAGCGAUGGAGCAGCAAACCAUAUCCGUUGCUCGUGGUGGUAUUGUCACUACGCUUUCAGCACGGUGUAGCAUAGUCGCUGCGGCCAAUCCUAUAGGGGGGCGGUACGACCCCUCCAUAUCGUUUGACUCUAACGUCAAUCUUACAACACCAAUUCUUUCGCGUUUCGAUCUCCUCUUUGUUGUGCGUGACGAGGUUAACGUGGAGUUGGACGAAAAGUUAGCAACUUUUAUAUGUCAUUCACACAUUCGAAACCAUCCCCGAACGCAACAGGAGAGCCGGCGCAGUGAGCGAGAACUGCAGGAACGACUGUCCAGUUUACGGUACGCGCUGGAGAACGCAUCCACAGAAGAGGAACGCCGGGUGGUAGAGGCGCAGUUGCAGCAACUACGUAACUCUCUCGCCAACGAGCCACUGAAUGAAGAUGAAGAUCCGUCAAGUGAUAAACCGCUGCCGCAGCAAUUGCUGAGAAAGUAUAUUCUUUAUGCCAAGGCACACUGUCACCCCCGUGUUUCCAAUAUCGAUGCAAACACAAUUGCGCGGCUCUACACGGAACUCCGACAGGAGUCGAAACAUGGUGGUGUGGCGAUCACUGUUAGGCAUAUGGAGUCAGUGAUACGCCUUUCCGAAGCUCAUGCGCGGUUGCACCUUCGUGACUUCGUUCGCGACGAAGAUGUUAAUGCCGCAAUAUCACUAUUUUUACGCUGCUUUAUUCAGACUCAAAAGUACAGUCUGCGGAGUGCGAUGGAGAACAGGUUUCGUAAAUACUUCGAUUCCGAUACGGAGCCUCUGCCUCUCAUUCAGCAUCACAUAAAGGUUGCUGUCCAUGCUAUUCGGGCGUUCGAGCGGCAAAUGUCAGGUGGCGUGGAGCCGACACGCGUGCGUAUUGACGUAAUGCAGCUGGAGCAUUGCACAAUGAAUGUAUCAAAGGAGGCUCUAAAUGCCUUUUUUGAUUCCGAGGAGUUCAAGAGAGAUUAUACUUUAAUACGUGACCCCGGCACCGGUGUACCCCUUCAAAUAGAGCACUCCCUGGUGUAA
Molecule: messenger RNA, 2847 nt
Organism: Trypanosoma brucei brucei TREU927
Lineage: Eukaryota; Euglenozoa; Kinetoplastea; Trypanosomatida; Trypanosomatidae
Product: minichromosome maintenance complex subunit
Exons: 1
Coding region: 1-2847 (948 amino acids)
Biological process (GO): double-strand break repair via break-induced replication; mitotic DNA replication initiation
Cellular component (GO): nucleus; MCM complex
Molecular function (GO): single-stranded DNA helicase activity; single-stranded DNA binding; ATP binding
Source: RefSeq, a predicted model, not a curated record